GGAUCUUGCUUGAAAAUUGCUAUAUAUAGCCACCCUAUCUGAUCUCAACAUAAACAAUUAAACAUUAGCCCUACACAAAAGUUAAAGCAAUUGCCAUUCCGGCCACCACCACGAGCUAAACCCUAGCUAGUCUCUCUCACUGCUCUUUAUCUCUUAAAAUGUGGAGCUCGUUGAAUGCUUCUUUGAAAGAAGUACUGUUUGACGCCAUAGUAGGCCUGAAGGGAUCGAACAAAAGCACAAGUUUCAUACAUGUAGAUGAUCUGAGCAAGAACCCAUCAAGAAAGAAAGUAAAGAAAGGUGAUCUCUUGGCAAGUAAUUAUAAAGAGCCACUGCUUUGCAAAGAAGAAGAUAAUGUUUAUAAGAAGAAGAAUCUGGAGAAGAGAAGCUAUGGGGGAGAAGAAUUAUUGGAAAACGGUGUGAUUAGAGUGAAAGUGAAGAUGACAAAACAAGAAGCAGCUCGUCUAAUGUCAAAGUGUAAAGAUGGUGGAAUUCUUUCGUUCAGAGAUGUAGCUCAUGAACUGUUAGAAAUUCCUGUAAAUCGUGUUAGAGUUGUGCCUUCUUGCUCUGCUGGUCCUGCCCGUGGUGGUGUGCUUAAGACAAUUCCUGAAGAGAUCUAGAUGAUAAAUUAUAAUUAAGAUCAUGAAUUUCCUUAUUAAUUUGUUAGUUUUUCAGAUACUAGCUACUAUAUGCAGCUAAUUACAAGCUGAACUGUCAGCAGUUAUCAUGUACAUCUUGCAAUGUUGUAAUAUAAAUAUUCAGUUUUUUGCAGUUA
Jatropha curcas is the source of this 772-nucleotide messenger RNA. The record is from RefSeq and is a predicted model, not a curated record. Lineage: Eukaryota; Viridiplantae; Streptophyta; Magnoliopsida; Malpighiales; Euphorbiaceae.